ACUAGCCCUGGGAGGGAUGGUGGAGGCUAGGAUAGUAAUUAGCAAACAAAACAAAGGAGGGGGGACUAAGAAGAUGAAGAUGAAUGGAGCCGCACCCGCAGCCGCACCCGCAGCAGCAGCAGCAGAAGAAGAAGAAGAAGAAGCAGUGAUAAGGAUAUUCGUGGGAGGAUUGGGGGAGAGCGUGAGCAGCGAAGACCUGCGCAACAUAUUUUCAUCAAAUAAGAGUUUGGGCUUAGGGAUUCAAUCAGUGGAGAUCAUCAGAAGCAAAGGCCGAUCCUUUGCGUAUAUCGACUUCUUCUCUUCUUCCAACAACUCCCUCUCCAAGCUCUUCAACACUUAUAAUGGGUGUGCUUGGAAGGGUGGGAAGCUUAGGCUUGAGAAGGCCAAAGAGCAUUAUCUUGCUCGCUUGACAUGUGAAUGGGCUCAAGAUCAAGAUGAAGAUCAACAUCCUCUCCUUCCCACUCCUAAUCUUGAUCAUGCUCAAGAUGAUCCCACCAACAAGAAACUGUCCAUUUCUUCAAAGCCCAGCAACAAAGAGCUUCUUUCAGAAAAUAAGCAACUUCGCCUCUUCUUCCCCGGAUUAGGAAAGAUAAAGUCAAUACCUUUUAGAGGAACUGGCAAACACAGAUACAGUUUCAGACGUGUUGAAGUUCCUCCACUUCCCAAGCAUUUCUGUGAUUGUGAAGAACACUCGGAGCCUCCUGCAGCUGCAGCUAAAUGCAGACACAUUCCUAUCAUGGAAGAACAGGGUGCUGGGAUGGACAAGGAAGAACUCACUUUGAUGAAUUCUGUGAUGAAUAAGCUCUUUCAGAUGGAAAAUGUUUCAGACAAUGCAUGCUGUGAGAUUGAAUUGGAUAAGAAAGUAGAUGAUUCCAUGAAAACCACUGAUAAACCACCACUUGAAGAGAAUGAAGGGGACAUCGAUGAAGAUGAUGAUAACCUCAUAAUUAACAUGGUGAGUGUACCACAGGAAACCAUAUUAACUCAUCAGAGACGAAGAUUCAAUGUUAGGCAAACUUCGACAGAUGAACCGACUCAAAAGGUGCUCCAAAAGCAGAAAAGAAACACUACACCUUCUAAUAAGAAGAGGAAAAUAGUUCUCAAUGAAGAAAGUAAUACAAGUGAAGGAAUGCCUGCUAUGCCGGGAGGUAAUGGGAGUUUGCUGGAACAGCAAUCCAAAUCUGACAAUGCAUCAGAAACACUGCCGGGACAUUCAUCUAGCAAGGAAGAGCAACCCAAAUGUGAUAAAGUCGCCGACUCUAGGGACAGUGAGAACAAUAAAUCCUGGAAGCAAGAAAAUCAAAAUGAACAUUUCAGCAGGAUCAAAGAAGUGGGAGGGCACAAGGAGGCUCUGUCUACCAAACUGGAUUCUGCUUCAAAUAAGCCAGGCAGAGGUUAUGCAUGGCUCAAUAAAUCCUCAUGGACACAAUUGGUUAGUGGGAAUAACAGCAAUGCUUUCAGUAUUACUCAUAUCUUGCCGGGUGUUACUUUUGCAAAGGUAGAGCCAUCAAAACCUGAUGGGUUGGAAGUUCCCAGUUCUAUGAAAAGCAUGCAUGGUGAUAUAUUUAAGAAGAGCAAUAUUGUUCCUACCGUAGAUGGCACGCUGGCUUUUGGGGUCAGAAAGGAGGGUAAUGUACAAAAUAGAGUGGCAAUGAGCCCGCAGACUGUUGUAGGCAAUGCUGAGGCUUCUGCUCCAGUAGUGGAGAAGAAAACCAAUUCAGAGACGAAGCCAGCAUAUACCAGAGAUGUUUCCAUUGGAGAAACUUGUUCAUUCAUGAGGACUGCUGAUUCAGUGAAAGAAUGGGCGCGGACCAAAGCAGCUCUAAGCGGAUCCCGCAAGAGAAAAAACAAUGAGAAGUAGGUUCAGAGAGCAUCUUACCAAGUACAACUUUCCUUAUCUUUUGGCCAGCAAUCCCCGGCUGCCUCUGAUUACAACCCAUCGUUGGUUUAUUGGAGACGAGGCCUUUCUUUUUCCCUUAACUGUGUUUUUAAUUCUUAUUUGGCCAUGCUCAUAAUUCCUGUUAAAUUGGUUUACAAUAGACAAAACCUCUGAAAACUGAAGAAAAGUGGAAGUGCUGCAAUGUGCAAUUGUAUCUCUAUCAUAUUAUACUUCGUGGUAAAAUUGAUGCGAUCGAUUGAUGGUUGCUUUAUUA
Molecule: messenger RNA, 2153 nt
Organism: Populus trichocarpa (black cottonwood)
Lineage: Eukaryota; Viridiplantae; Streptophyta; Magnoliopsida; Malpighiales; Salicaceae
Product: protein REPRESSOR OF SILENCING 3
Exons: 4
Coding region: 17-1861 (614 amino acids)
Cellular component (GO): nucleus
Molecular function (GO): RNA binding
Source: RefSeq, a predicted model, not a curated record